CCCCCCCCCCCCCCCCCCCCCCCCCCCCCCCCCCCCCCCUCCCUCCCCCCCUCCCCCCCCCCCCCCCCCCCUCUCUCCCCCCCCCCCCCUCCCUCACUCCCCCCCCCCCCCCCCUCCCCCCCCCCCCCCUCCCCCCCUCCCCCCCCCCCCCUCCCCCCCCCCCCCCUCCCUCCCCCCCCCCCCCCCCUCCCCUCCCCCCCCCCUCCCCACCCCCCCCCCCCCCCCCCCCCCCCCCUCCCCCUC
Leucoraja erinaceus (little skate) is the source of this 243-nucleotide messenger RNA. RefSeq lists its product as uncharacterized. Lineage: Eukaryota; Metazoa; Chordata; Chondrichthyes; Rajiformes; Rajidae. The transcript has 2 exons. The record is from RefSeq and is a predicted model, not a curated record. The annotation marks the transcript as partial.